AUGGCCUCGCAAGUGCCACCCCGGCUCCUGGCAUGCUGGGUGAUCUUGCUGGCUGUGCUGCUUCGCGUGAUCCUGGGCCUUCACUCUUAUUCUGGUGCGGGUGUCCCACCCAAGUAUGGGGACUACGAGGCCCAGAGGCAUUGGAUGGAGAUCACCAUCAACCUUCCACUGAGCCAAUGGUACACGAAUUCCACACAGAAUGACCUUGCAUACUGGGGUCUGGACUACCCUCCCCUCUCUGCCUACCAGAGCUGGGUGCAUGGCAAAGUGCUGCAGCGGUGGGUGCCCGAAGCCGUGGCCCUGGGGUCCUCGCGCGGCAUCGAGACCCCCCGGAGCAAGCUGGCGCUGCGUCAGACGGUGCUCGCCUCGGACCUGGCCGUCUACUUCCCGGCUGCCGCCUUCCUGGCCCUGACCCUGCACGGCGCCAGACUGUCGCGGCAGGCCAUCACCACGCUGGCCCAGCUGCUGCUUGGCCCAGGCCUCAUCCUGAUCGACCACGGGCACUUCCAGUUCAACUGCAUCAAUCUGGGCCUGACGCUGGCGGCUGUGGCAUGCACGCUGCGAGGCAGCCUCCUUGCCGGAGCCGCCCUAUUCUGUGCCGCACUGAACCACAAGCAGAUGAUCCUGUACUUUGCCCCCGCCUUCUUCAGCCACAUGCUGGGCACCUGCCUGCAGCAGAGAUCCGCCUGGGGCAAGCUGUUCCUGCUGGCGUCCAUCGGCGGCGUCGUGCUGGCCUCCUUUGGCAUCGUGUGGGUCCCCUUCCUCGCAACCCCAGGGGGCCCCCUCCCCGUCCUGCGCCGCAUCUUCCCCACCGCGCGCGGCCUGUUCGAGGACUACGUGGCCAACCUGUGGUGUGCAAGCUCGCUGGCGAUCAAGUGGCGCCGCCUGCUGGCCCCGUCCCAGCUGCUGCGCCUCUGCGCGGCCGGCACGCUGGCCGCCGUCCUCCCCGCGAUGGCCUGCCAGCUGCGCCGGCCCACGCGCCGCGCCUUCUUGCUGGGCCUGGCCAACUCCUCCUUGGCCUUCUUCCUGCUGGCCUACCAGGUGCACGAGAAGUCGGUGCUGCUGCCCCUGGCCGCGCUGGGCACACUGGGCGGGCCCACCGCAGAGCUGGCGCAGUAUGUUGGGGUGUACUCCAUGCUGCCCCUGCUGCGCAAGGACGGCCUGGCCACCGCGGCCGCGGCCGUCGCCGUCGCGUACGCCGCCGUGCUGGGCACGCUGCGCCCCGCCUUGCCCCCGGCCUGGCGCGCGGCGCGGGCGGUCUUCCUGGCGGGGGCAGCCGCCAUCACGGUCGGCUUCUGGGCGGUGCCGCCGCCGCCGAGGUACCCUUUCCUGGAGGACGCCGCCUGCAUGGCGUGGUGCUGCACCGCCCUGGUCUGCCUCUUCGGCUACACCAACGUACUACAGGUACAGGAGUGCUGGGGGCCAGGGGCGGCGCGGCGCGGCCGCCACGGCAAAAGAAAGGGCGCGUAG
Messenger RNA from Auxenochlorella protothecoides, 1470 nucleotides. Its product is annotated as putative dolichyl pyrophosphate Man9GlcNAc2 alpha-1,3-glucosyltransferase. Gene Ontology annotation, biological process: protein N-linked glycosylation. The record is from RefSeq and is a predicted model, not a curated record. Gene Ontology annotation, molecular function: dolichyl pyrophosphate Man9GlcNAc2 alpha-1,3-glucosyltransferase activity. The transcript is spliced from 6 exons. Lineage: Eukaryota; Viridiplantae; Chlorophyta; Trebouxiophyceae; Chlorellales; Chlorellaceae. The coding region runs from base 1 to 1470 and encodes 489 amino acids. Gene Ontology annotation, cellular component: endoplasmic reticulum membrane.